Drosophila persimilis is the source of this 4983-nucleotide messenger RNA. RefSeq names its product ATP-binding cassette sub-family A member 2. Gene Ontology annotation, molecular function: ATP hydrolysis activity; ABC-type transporter activity; lipid carrier activity. Lineage: Eukaryota; Metazoa; Arthropoda; Insecta; Diptera; Drosophilidae. Gene Ontology annotation, biological process: lipid transport; transmembrane transport. The transcript is spliced from 10 exons. The coding region runs from base 1 to 4983 and encodes 1660 amino acids. The record is from RefSeq and is a predicted model, not a curated record. Gene Ontology annotation, cellular component: membrane; intracellular membrane-bounded organelle.
AUGACAGCAAGCUUUUGUCUGCUGUUCAAGCGCUACAUUCAAAUCGAGAGGAAUCUAUGGCGUCGCGUGCUUUUCGAGGCCAUUGUGAUGGUGAUAAUCAUGAUAUUGAUCCAGGGGAAUCCCAUAGCGCACACGAAGCAAUUGCUGUUCCCGCGCGCCAAAAGCGAUCGCGAUCAUGUUAUCGUUUCGCACAAGCUGGACGACUUAGAUAUUCUAUCGGGCAUGGGCGACAAGAAGAGGGAAAAAACCAAAUAUUUAUUGGCUUACGCACCCAAAACGGAGUUUACCGAGCUGGUAAUCAAUGCCGUUGCCGACCAACUGGGAAUGAAGGGAAUCCAAGGCUACAAGAAUAACGCCGAAUUGCAGAAACAUUUCGAUGAGCGCACUACCCUGGCCGGCAUCAUUUUCCAUGAUUCCCCCCCAAAAGAGCCACCCGAGAGCCUCUCCAUUUCCAUACGAUUUCCCAGUGAAUUUCGCACCAUAAAACCAUUCCUCACCGAGGCUCGCCUGUGGCUGACACGCUGCUCGGGCGCCGUCCGAGAGAAGCAGGACAAUGCCAAGGACACGGAUACGAAUCAAGAUCUCUAUAUACGCGAGGGUUUCCUUCAACUGCAGCAUCAUGUAUUUCUUCAGUGGUUCCAACAGCUGAAAAUCAAAUAUCCCCACACAUACGCGGAGCCCCAAGUGGAGGUCUUUAACAUACGACUAAGGGCGGCCAAUUCACCCUGCACCAUGAUGACCCUGGUCCGGAUGCCAGCAUUUCUAUACAAUUUCCUAUAUCUGCUACCAUUUUUAAACAUUAUCAGGAAUAUCGCCGGUCAGCUGGAGGAUGGCGUUAUGGUCCAUCAGUGGCACUAUGGUUUCUCUUUCUGCACCCAGUACUGCUGCCUGUUUUUGGUGCUAGUGCUGCGAUUGCUACUGACGACAUUCUGUUCCCUCGUGGUUUUAAUUGUAUUUUGGAUACUGGAAAGUGGCCCCAAUGUCGCCCAGGCGAUUGCCGGCACAAUAUUAUUUAUAUUAAUCUACCACAUUGAGCUGAUACUAACCGCCAUGUUGGUGGCCAAACUCCUUGUCAAUCCCAUUAAUUGCGUGCUCUUCGGCCUGGUCAUUUGGCUGUUUACGUAUGCGGCAUUCAGCUUAAUUCUCGAACGUUAUUGGGACGUUCGCAGCUACUAUGUUACCUUUGUAUUGGGGUCCUUUUUCAACACACAGCUCAGCUUCUGCAUGCAGCUGUUCCAUCAAAUGAUCGACGAUUCCAGUAAUCUGAAAUUCUACGAUUUUAUCGUCCUAUUUGUCUCGGCAGCGGUCUGCACGCUCAUCUAUCUGCUACUCUUCGUUCUGGUCCAAUGGCGCGCCCCUGGCCGCCUGCUGAGCCGCCGUGUCCUGCGCAACAAGCCGCGCGUCGACAAACCCAAGUCCGAGGCCCCCGUCUUCAUUGGCCGAUCGCCCAGUUGGCACAAUUUUGAGUUUGUCGACGCCAACAGCGAGGAGCUGAUGCGCCUAAAGCAUGUGAGCACUUCGCAUCGCGAAUCCGAACAGAAGAUCCUGAAGAACAUCUCGCUGCGCAUCUACAAGGGCGAAAUACUGGUCAUACUCGGCCACAUUGGCUCCGGGAAGCUCACUCUCCUGCGCCUGAUUGCCGGCCUCAAGUUCCCGCUGCGUGGCAUCGUCUCGGUGCUGGGAAAUAGCUACACGCACAAGGGCCCCAGCCGUCGGCUGGUGGACUUUCGCUUCGACGAGCACGGGCUGAGUCGCCAUUUGACCGUCCAGCAGACGAUCGAGUAUCAUGUGCGGCUAAAGCUGCAGCGCGACGACGAGGACCGCUUCAAGAUCGAGAAGCGCAAGUGGCUGACCAUCCUGGAUCAGCACAUCGAGAGCCGCAACACAAAGAUUGGUCAGCUCACCUAUGCCAGCACUCGUCUGGUGGCCCUCUGUUGCUGUUUGGCAGGCAACACUCAGGUCGUGAUCCUGGAGGAGCCGACGCUGAAGCUGACCGGCUCCGAGGCGCAGACCUUCUGGACGAUUGUCAACCAGGAGAAAGAGUCGCGGGCCUUUGUGGUGGCCACCUACAGUGUGGGCGAGGCGGAGCAUGUGGCCGAUCGUGUGGCCAUAAUCAAUCUGGGCGUGCUGGAGGCCAACGGAACACCCUUCUUUCUGCGGUCAAAGUUUACCGGCACUUUGGACAUGAUUGUGACCAAGAAGCCGCACGUACCCGCCGAGCCCAUCACCGAUUUCAUCAAUCAAUUCCUUACGCGCAUCCAGCCGGAGAAUGAAAUUGGCGACACUCUGGCGUACAGAAUCCCCAUUUCGAAUCGCCCGCGUUUGCAGAAGCUGUGCCUGCAUCUGGAAUCGGAUCGGAACCGAUUGGGCAUCGAUUAUUUUCGAAUUGUGGGCACCGAACUCUCCGAUACUUACAUGAAGUUGGUCAAGUCGUUUCGUUUGCAAAAGCAGAUCAUACCGGAUGUCACCCAAACGUUCAAGUACCAGGUGGUGUCACAGAAGCAGCUCAGACGCCAGCGCAUACGUGCCAUGCUCUACAAAAAGAUGAUCCAUACGGCACCGAAUGUCUGGCCAAUAAUCAUGAUAUUUACUAGCUUCAUAUUGAUAGCCAUCAUUGCCAAGCUGUCCGUGAUGCUGGAUGUGCCCGAGGAGCGUUCGAAUGUGAUCGAAAUUGGCUUCGGCAGCGGCUCUGAGAUGAAGAAUAUACCGGAUAUUACGGCAUGCGGCUAUGUGGACAUACAAUCGCUGACCAAGGCGCAUCACUACAAACGGCAGGGCGGAGGCCACAUGAUGAGCAGUUUUACAGCGGACUCGUUCUCCUGCGAAAAAGGUUCCUAUCGCGAUAACCUCAAGAAAAUGAACGAACUCAAGAGCCUGGGAGCGAUCGAACAGGCUGGCGAUCAGACAAUGAAUGGCUAUAUCACACAGGAUGUAUUCCAUUCGGCAGCAAUGAUGCUCAAUCUGCUGCACAAUGCGAUACUCAAACUUGCCUAUCCUGAUUCUAAGAAACAUUUCACCUUGGUUACUAAUCAUCCAUUGCCCACACAGCUGAGCAUGAAGAUCAACUUGAUCGACAAUAAGAUAGCGCACAUGAAUGCUCCAUUGGCAUUGGGCUGCAUCCUGCCGCUGGCCGUCUCUGUGUUCAUUAUACCCCUGGUGGAAGAGCAGGUGCAUCAGUUAAGGAUCCUGCAGGUGAUAGCCGGCUUGGGCAUGCCCAUCUAUUGGGGCGUCAAUAUGUUUUGGGAUCUAUUCACUUACAUCAUCUAUUCGGUGAUCAUUGUGGUGAUUAUGGCCGUGAUGGGCAUCGGUGGCUUUGGUUCGUAUGAGAAUUUUCUCAUCCUAAUGCUGAUGGGUCUCUAUGGCUUCGCCGCCCUCACACACACCUAUGUACUGUCGUUCUAUGUGAAUGCCUCAAGGAUUAGAGGCUUCCUGGCGUCGCUCCUGCUGCACGGGAUCACGGGCAUUGUGUUGUACAUAUUAUUUUGGGAUGUGGCCAACAGUAAUGACAUCUUCUACUACGGCGCCUGCCUGUUUCCGGGCUUCUCGCUGCUCGAUGGCGUGAGCAACAUUUACACGCAGUGCCUGGAGGAGUCGCUGUGUGAGGACAAGUGCCAAAAGACGCCCAGCUGCACAAUGGAGAAUAUGGCCGAAAUGGUGCCCAAUUGUCACUUUCAUUCAUAUUUCACUUGGAGUUCGCCUGGCAUUAUGCCAGCCAUUAUCUAUAUGCUCGUCUCGGGGUUGCUUGGUGUCCUGCUGAUCUUUUGGAUUGAACUGCAUCGCAGGGAGAAGAAAUAUCACUCCUCCCGAGACUUGCAUGAUCUACGUACUGCCACAUAUCCGUUCGAUGAUGCCGAUAUGGCCGAUGUGAAGCUUAAAAUUGCCGAAUCCGACAUGACCAAAUGCAAACAGUCGGUGUUUCUGGUCGAUCAGGUGGAGGCCAAGGUACCCAUCACAGGAUCGCGGGUGAAUACCGUCUCGUUUGCUCUGAACAAAUACAUGAGCAUGGGCAUCUAUGGCCGGCGAAACUCCGGGAAGAGCCAUCUGAUCCGUCAACUGGUGGGCAUCGAUGGCUUCGCCUUUGGCGAGAUCUAUGUCCGGGGACUAGACCUCAAGCUGGACACCGACAAGAUACGCACCUACAUGGGCUACUGUCCGCAGCAUCAGGGCUUGCUCAUGGAACUAACGCCGCGCGAGCACAUCCGUCUGCUCUGCAUGAUUCGGGGUGUCCCAGAUCCAAAGAUCACCGAGAAGAUGCACGAUCUGUGCCUCAUGCUGAACAUGACCGGGUGGAUGCAUCGCAAAUGCAGCUACCUUACGGCCGAAAAGCUACGCAAACUGAAUGUGGCCCUCGCUUUGGUCGCCUACAACAAGAUACUCGUCCUGGACGAGCCCACGUACGGUCUACCCGGGACGACACGCGAUGAGAUCUGGAAUAUAUUGCGAUACAUACGGCACUGCGGCAAGACGGUGAUAUUUGCCACAAACGAUGAGCUCGAAUGCAAGAAACUGGGCGAUUUCAUCAUACUCCUGCACGACUCUGAGAUGGUCUCCUUGGGCAGCCUGCACUACUUGCGUUUUAAGUACAGCACCGGCUUCUAUUUGGAGGUGCGACUCAUACGGGAUGGCAAGACCCUGGCCGAAACGCAGGAACAUUUGCGCAAAGAUAUGGACAAUUUGGCCAGAUUUGUCAACUUUUUGCAUGACAAAUCGGAAUUGGUCUCCCAUUCAAAUCACUGGCUCAAAUACUAUGUACCAGUUGGCGAUAUUGUCUAUUCGUAUUUGUAUGGCAGUUUGGAGAAGAACAAAAUGCGUCUGAAUAUCCAGGAUUAUUGCAUUUAUCAGGCGGAUGUCAAUAGUGUUAUCGAGCAGGUCCAUGAGAUGCGUUCAGAGCUGAAGCGUCGCAUUGGCUCGAAUGGGCAAUUGCAUCGUUUCUCCCAGAAGGAAAAAGACGCCGGCAAGGGCAAAGGCAAAGCCAAGAAAUAA